Eurytemora carolleeae is the source of this 1796-nucleotide messenger RNA. Its product is annotated as WD repeat-containing protein 91. The transcript is spliced from 21 exons. The coding region runs from base 246 to 1796 and encodes 516 amino acids. The record is from RefSeq and is a predicted model, not a curated record. Gene Ontology annotation, biological process: early endosome to late endosome transport. Gene Ontology annotation, cellular component: late endosome membrane; extrinsic component of endosome membrane; early endosome membrane. NCBI's taxonomy places the organism in Eukaryota, Metazoa, Arthropoda, Copepoda, Calanoida, Temoridae. Gene Ontology annotation, molecular function: protein binding; phosphatidylinositol 3-kinase regulator activity.
UUACUUGUUUUUUGUUGUAGGCAAGUUCAGUAAAGAAGCUAGAGUCUAGUGUACUAAAACUGUUCCUAGUGUACUGUAUACAGAACAAGCAAACCGAGAAAAUCCGGGAAUUCUUCGAGAAACUGACACCAGAGUUACAGCCACUGAGUGAGUGGAAGGAUUGGUUUGCUCUACCCUACUUGAAGGAUCCGCAUGAAAAUCCGCUUUUCUCAAUAUACUUCUCCAGGCACUGGCAGGAUACACUAAUGAUUAGUUUACACAAUUUCUUCAUCCUUUGCUUCCAGUGUAUGCCACCACCUAGAUUGGCGGAUUAUUUGAAAACAGCUGCUCGAAUCAAGAUGCUUAAAGAUGAACAGAUGAGAUUGAAGCUCAAGCUAGCUCAGGCUGGUUAUGAUGAGGAUUUAAAUCUGAGUUCAGGGAAUAUAAAAUAUUUCGAGGCUCCUCCUUCGCAGGAAAUUAUGGAUGAUUUCUUCUUGAUUGCGCAAGAAGCUGGAAAAACUGACAAUCAGGUGAAAUCUAUUAAGAGUUUUCUGAAGACAAUAACUGGAAAUCGAAGCACCAAGCCCCCGAGUUCCCAGCCAGUAAUCAGCAGGGUCAAACCAACUAAUCUCAGCGUGAGUAAAACCCCCUUGAAGCGUAUAUCCCAGGCCUCGGCUAAACCCAGUAACCUCUCUUCAACCUCCACAACAUCGAACACCAGCCUCGAGAAGCAGGAGGCCAAGGAGGACCAAGUAGAUCAACUAAGUCAAGAUCAAGAUGACCUCUCUGAGAAAAGUGAAAAGGAUUUUGAAAGUAACCUCCUGAUGACGCCUGCUACUCCUGGAAGCCGAUAUUUACUCCUGGGACAGGAGGAAUAUAACGAACAUAGGAGUACUGUGUGUGCUCUCCAGGUGUCUCCGUCUGGCCUGGUUGCCACAGCUGACGUCAGUGGGGUUGUCAAGGUCUGGUCUACUGGUGCCUCAAUGCACCCAUCAACCAUAUCUACCUUUAUCUCAGCAAGUCCAGUAAGCUGCUUGGUCUGGUUGGAUGAUAGAAAACUUAUCUAUGGUACUCAUAUGGGUCAGGUCAGACUGUGUGAUGUGGAAGAUAAAUGUUUAGUCAUGGAAACCGCCUGCAAUAAGCUUACCGGUCAACCUAUCAGUGCUUUGGCAUCUAGACCAUCAGGAAGUUCCUUUUUUGUUUGCAGUGCUGGCAAAGCUCUUAUUAUUAACUCUAAGGAAAUCAGGAACUUCAGUGUAGAGGUAGAACUGGUUGACCCUGCUCUGACCGGAGUAUCAGCUGCGCACUUUAACCAUAACGGGGCAUUGCUCGUAUUUGCAACCAACAAGGGCAAGGUCGGAAUAAUGGAUUUGAACCGAAAUGAGAUCUUGGCUACGUGGUCCGGACAUCAGAAGGGUGUUAUAGGCUUAGAACUUAGCCUUGAUGAGACCAGUGUUUGGAGUUUAGGAAGGGAGGGAACACUUCUUCAAUCCAGUUUACUCCGUCCUGGAGAUAAGGUAUGGAGCGGAGAUGUAUCUACUAAGGACGGGUUUACCGGAGAUUUUGCUCUGUCUCCGGACGGAGAACAUAUACUUUACGGCUCCGACGAAGGAGCAGUUAUUUACAGGAUCGGAGACCAGGAUGGAGAGAUGACCCGUGUUCUAGGGAUACGAGGAGUUACUCCUAUAACAUCCGUACACUGGAGUUCAGUUCCACCAAUUAUUUCGAAAGGUGGACACAAGAUUCCAAUUAGCUGCUGGGAUGGAUGGUUCGCUAAAGAUAUCUACUCUGCUACAGCAGUGAAUAAAACACUCUAA